Molecule: messenger RNA, 1116 nt
Organism: Lipotes vexillifer (Yangtze River dolphin)
Lineage: Eukaryota; Metazoa; Chordata; Mammalia; Artiodactyla; Lipotidae
Gene: CCDC54
Product: coiled-coil domain containing 54
Source: RefSeq, a predicted model, not a curated record
AUGUACAAACUUCACACCAAAAGGGUAAAUGCUGGGGCUUCCCUGAUGUGGAAUUCAAAUUUCUCCAAGAUCAGACAGUGAAAAAAAAAUGCUUACCAUACAUGUAAGAACCAGCACCCAAAUUCAACUAGAUAUCCAACUAUGAUUUCCUAUGAUUGUGAUCAAGAUGACGUAAACGCUGAUGAAGAAAUGAAUGUUAUAGUAAUGCUCCGAUAUAUUAAAACUGCCCAGAUUGAAAUCCUCAGGCAAGUGACUGACAUUGUGGGCCCAGUACCAAAAAUCCAGGAAAGGACUGACUUUUAUCAGAAGCAAAUGGAGGUACUGGAAACCAGAAUGAAUGUUAGUGAAGACAAACAGUGCACAGUAACUAAAGAUAUCUUCUCUCUGAAGGAAGACAUUGAUGCUUUAAAGAAAAAGGUGACAGAAUUGGAAAACCAGAAUUCUUGCUCCAAUGUACAUUGUUUAGAGGUUCUGGAUAGAGAAAAGGAGAUCAUAGAACUUCUCCACAAACUCAUACAACCAGAAACUUUGAAGAACACAUUGGCCUCUACAGACCUUGAAAUCUCAGCAGAACCAGAGAAGGUGCCCAGUUAUCCCAAGCCCACUGAUCAUCUUGAGGAAAAAACAAUUUCUCCCCAAAUUAAAGCUCUGAAGAAAAGUAAUCAUUAAAAUGCCUUAAGAAGCUUUCAAAAAGCAAAGUCAAACAUUUGUAUUUACCCAGACUUUAAUACAUGGAUCAAGCUAACUUUUGUCCACGGAGGAAAGUGGAGAUUUUUCCUCAGUGCAACCAAGUUAGAGAAAUUCAUCCAGUGGCUUCUUUGUAGGCCAGCCAUCCCUCCUGAGGAACCACUAGUCAUAACCCAGAGAUAUUGUCCACUCACUGGGCCUAUUGUAAGCUUGACCACAAUCUGUCUCUCUGUUUUCAACUAUAUUUACUGUCUUUUUGGUUCCUCAAAAGAGGAAGUAAGUCAACUACAGACAUUUAAUGCUGUUUCUAAUAUUUCCAAAGAUGACCAAGGAAGCCGAAGAAUUGAACUUAUGAGUAAAGGAGGCCAGCAAUCUGCUCCCAUUUACUACACUGAGGUCCAAACAGAGAUUGAAAUCCUGAGCUCCUAG